CUUGGCUAUAGGUAGAUUGAGUACUGCCUAAUCAAAAUUUUAUAAUUAUACAAACCCUUUGCAGUGUUCUGUGUUAAACCUUUGAUUAAAUACUCAGGUAAGUCAACAGGCUUGCGUUCCUGUACACUGCUUUUGCUAUCCUUGAUAUUCUCAAAUGAAUCAUUAUUUGAGACACCGUCAAGGUUUUCACAGUGUUCAUGAUGGAUGACAAAUUCCUGCUCAGACUUCGCUGACUGUUUUGAUGAUUCAGUAUUACCAGUAUUUCUCUUGUGUACAGUGUUAUGAGUUGUUGUAUAAGUUGACGUAAAGUUUGUAGGUGUUUCUGGGCAGCUGCUUCCAUGGUCAGUGCUGAUUAAUUCAUUUGUUAUCGAAUUACACGGUUCAUUAACUUCACUAUUUUCUGAAUUGUUUUCAGAUUUUACCGAAUUACUAUUGGUAUUACUAAUAUCUGAAGAGUUAUGCACAGAAUUUGGCACAUUUUGUUCAUCAGUAUUUUCUAAUUCUGCAUUUUCAGAAUCUGUACUGCAGUUUGUGUCUUUUUUGUUUUUCUCAAACUUAUUCAAAUGUUCUUCUUGUGUUUGUGAUGUUUUAUUUAUAUCCUCCAUGGAUGGUCAAAUGCUGCAGGAUCAAUAUUUUAUAUAUGUCUAGUCCAGUGAAGUCCACUCCUGGUCAAAGAUAACGUUCAAAAUUUGAUGCUUCCAAGCUGUGGUUGACCAAAAUCUUUAUGUAUUGUGCGUAUUCACAACAAAAGUAUCUCGUAGUAUUGUUUUGUUGUACUUUUAGUGGCUAGUUGAAAUAUAAUUGAAUGGAAAACCACAAAUAUUUAAAAACAACAGUCCACCAUGUUUGUUUUGGAAAACGUUUGCAGUUUUGCUGUCAAACAAUUGGCGCGUGCUGAUUGGUUGAUUCCAGCUAAUUAGUCACCAGCUUUUCUUUUCGCGCGAACUCGGGUUGCCAUAGUGAUUGACAUCAACUACCAAUAUGGCCGCUAUAAUUUUGCAAUUAUUUUAAGUUUUGAAUACAUUUUGUAAGAAUUUGGCGUGUUGUAGAGGCGGAAAAUGUCUAAGACACAAGCAGAGAGUGUUAUAAAGAAUAUUAUUCGUGAAAUUGCACAGGAGUGUGCUGCAAGAGGUCAAGCAGUGUCAGAAACAUUGGUUGCUUUUAUGGUAUGAGUGCAGCUAGGUGCAGCAACAGAUAUAAACAGUUUAUUAUAUUAAAUUAGACAAUAAUACAUUGAAACUCCGCCUUAUGACCAACUUGUUAAUAUGGUGACCUCGUUAAUACAGUAGCUUAUUUUUGUCCCGGAAAAAGAAAAAAAUAUAAAGAUACCCCAUUUUAUUUACAGGUCCAAGGUCUUUGCCAAGAAUGGACCUCAGAAUUAGAAUCUCCAUGCUCAAAAUAGUUUAUAUUGAGAAUUUCAUGAUGUUUAGACAUUCAGCGUGCAUGUUACAGCAUUUUGAAAAUUUUGUUUUCACUAAUUAUGGAAUUUCCCCUGCAGUGAAAAAUAUCAUGAAAUUUUUGGUGUAGAUAUUUGAGCAUGAUGAUUUCAAUUUUGGGCUCUAGGAAAGCAGGAAAGCUAAAAACAAGCUAAAAAGCUGCAAAUUGAGAGAACUACCUAAAAAAUACAAGUGAAACUUUGACGUUUGGAGCAAAUGCCCUUUGUCGGGAAGUUAUUAUAAAAUUACCAUAAAGUGCACCCGAGGCGACGUUGCUCAACUCUGCAUGUUUUGAUAGUAUGCAAUAACUUGCCAGUUGUAUAGUUUUUUCCAUGUUCAAACACGUUCAAACCCCCACUACAAAAUUACUGUAAUUUCCAGGUAAAGGCAGUUGUCUUGGAUCCCAGUAAUGGCUUUAAUGUUGAUAGAACAUUAACCAAAGAUGAUGUUGAAAAACUCAUUAAGGUAUGUAAUGGGCCUCGUCUGCCAGAAGCAAAAUGCAAGUAACUUGCUACUUAUUUGUAUUAAAAUGUAGUCAUUUCACUUUAGCUCUGUGUUUCAAGACUGUUGGACCACCAGUCAGCUUCCCUUGCUACUGUAAAGAUGCAAGUUUACUUUGAUAUGAACUACACCAGCAGAGGUACAGUAAGUGCCACAUGUAUCAGGAAUGGGAAGGGUUGCUGGUCACAUGCUGGUAAUGCAGACAACAACAUUCUGAGGAAACAACACCUUUUACUGUAGUAUUAGUCAGCCACCUGUAUUAAGCAUAAAUUAUCUUAAUAAUAAAUUUUAUAUUUUCUCAGCUGAUUUUCUGGAAGAACAUCGGAGAGUGCUUGAAUCAAGAUUAAGUCCAGUUGUAAGAGAAAUAACUGACAGUAGAGCAAGAAAUAGAGAUGAUCUUGAAGGUAUUCUGCAUGUUCAGAAUCUACAUUUUGUGGUUGGCAAAUGAAUUUUCUAAAAUAAAGAAGUCUGGCGUUACUGCUGUAGUGUGUGUCUAAAUUAUCUAAAAAUUAAAUAUUACAAACAUUUUCUUGAAGUUUAAACAGCUAGAUUCUAAUUCUACUAACCACCUGACGAAAAGCCUUCAAAUUAACUUAUAUGGCUACUAAUUAACCAGGGUAUUUUUCAGGGCUUUUUUAGGGCAGAUAAAUGGCCCCAGAAACUCAUUCUUGAGUUGAGUUAUGAUACUCAGUCAUUUCAUCAAAAGUUUCAGUGCAGUAAAAAUGAAGUUUCAGUUAGAACCCCCCAGGGGGGAGCCUCCCCAGACUCCCCAGCUGUUUAAGUGAACUCUGUCUUCUCUGCAGCAAUUAAGGCCCCAGCAAAAAGUCAUGGAAAAGAACCUGCUAACAGGUGUAAUACUAUUUCUUGUAAUAUCUAGGUUUGUAUCGAAAGAUUGUUUCUUGUGUGUUGUUAAGAUCUGGCCUUGGUUCUCCAACAGAUAUAGCAGUUGUGCGUGAAGCAACAGGUAUAUAUGUCUUUCUGUUUAUUUCCCUCGUACCUCCCACGUCAGAAUGAAAGUUAAGAGGGAUGUGCUAAUUCCAGUCCAUGUUAAAUAAUAAUAAGGAUAGCUGGCCCACUGUAUGCACAACAUUUCAGUAUAAAACAAUGAGUGAAUCCAACUAUAGACUAAUAGACUAAAUUUUGAUCAAGGCAACAAGAACGAAAUCCAACACCACAGCUAGAAAGAGCGUCUUAGAAUGAGUAAAACUGCAAAGAUUGGUUGCGAAAUGUUGAAAAUGAAGAAAAGUAGCCCUGUGAAGUUCGCAAAUUUUAUAUAUGUUUGUAUUACGCGCGGUAAAAAUAACCACUUUCGGCUCAAAAAUAGUUAUUUUUCCCGCGCGUAAUGCAAAUAUAUACAAAAUUUGCGAUCUUCACAGGGCUAUAUUUUCCUCACUUUACAACAAUUUGCAACCAAACUUUGUAAUUUUACUCAUUUUAAGAUGCUCUUUCCAGCUAUGGUAAUGGAUUUCAUUCUUCUUGCCUAGAUCAAAAUUUUGUUUAUAGCUGCAAUCAUCCAUUUAGCCAUAGUUUUACCGGUAUUUACCCUAGUACUUAGGAAAGGAAGAAGGUUUGUUUAUAUGGUUUAUGGAAAUAUGGUUUAUUUAUUUAUUAAACUUUGGCCAUUAACACGAAUAUAACCAAGGAAAAUACAAACAGGAAAAUGGCUCGGUGACCUGUUGCAGAACAAAUACAUUAAGAACAAAACACAUUGAGUAAACAUGAAACAAGAUUGGAACAUGGUCCAUCUUAAGGCUCCCCUUUUAUAGCUCCGGUGAUGCCAACCAGAGCAAUAAGUGCAAAUUUAACUAGUUUAUGCUAAAAAUCUUUAUGUUAAUGCCGGUGUCACAGGAGAUUCGCCCCCCCAGGAGAUUCGCCCCCCCCUCUCAAAAGGGGGGCGAUAUUCCUAGGAGAUUCGCCCCGGGGGGGCGAAUCUCCUAGGAAUAUCGCCCUCCUUUGGGAAUUUCGCCCCCCAUAUAAAUUUUGAAUUUUUGAUCUAAAAACAAAACGAUUGCAAGUUGAAAAGAUUUAUUGUGUGAUUUAUUUAUUUAUUACAAGGAGACAAAAUUACAUACACAUUUUAGGCUUCUUAGCAGCUGGUGGUGUGCACAGUCUGCAUAACCACUCAUUUGAGGUACUUAGACUAGUGUCAUAUUCUACACAUCUAAAGUGGAACCAUCACAGAGAUCGCAUAAAAUCAUGUCGUAUUCUUCUGGCAGUUUACAUUCACAUAACAUAUUAUAAAAACAAUCGCUUGCAAAUUUUAUCAAUACGAGUGUUAACAAUAGCCGCCACAGUAAUCACUUGCUAACAAUAAACUAUAGGAUUAGUAAAAAAUCUAUGGAAUGUGUUGGGAAGCGUAUUGAUUAUUGUCCGUUGAAUCGUCAACUUUCCCUGUCAGUGAUGUAAUCUUGAUUCUUCACUUCCGCAAAGAAAAUUGCAUUAUAUAUGUGGUGUGGUUUAUUCAAAUAAUUUCAUGAUACUUUGAUUUUAUUAGUGCAUGCCUUAAACAUUUGAGAAUUAACUCUGCAAAACUAAAAGCUUUCUUGUCUUUUUUGAAACGUAUAUUAUUGGAUUAUUGCCUAUUGACAAGUUCUACCCUUCGCUUCUGAGAUUUACAAACUAUAUUGAAAUAAUGCAAGUAAAAAAUAGUGACAAACCAUACAUUUUCCGAUAACGACAAAACGUGGAUGCAAAACAAUACCAAUAAUUACAAUAACCACCACGGUGAUUACUUUUAACAAUGAGUUUAAGGAUUAACACUGAAAAUGCAAAAUAUGCAUGGUGUGCUGUGAAGCGUCAUAAGUCCUAUUGAGUAUUGAUCUACUGUAACUGUGUAAGCCCUUUCGAUACAUGUAAUUGUAAAUUUGUAUUCUUACAUACAGGGCUUGAAAUAACGUUCCCAAAGUUCCCGAUCAUGGUGAUCGGCAGUCGUGACUUUCCCUGCUUUUUUCAAGUUGGAAACCGAAACCCUGCUUUUCCGCCGAUCAUAAGCAAUUCCUUGCCGAUCAUUGAUCGGUGAUCGGUUGUUAUUUCAAGCUCUGUCUUAACAAUUUUGAAUUGAUACUGAUUUCAAAUGAUUAAAGCCAUGUAAUAAUUAUCCCAUGCAACUCAACUGUUAGGAAGGGCGAAAUUUUGAACGGAGGAUGAAAAUCCUAAAGAAAAGGUGAAGUUUCUAAAGGGGGGCGAAUUUCUUAAAAGGGGGCGAAAUUCCUAGGAUUUUCACCCCCCUGGGUGGGCGAUAUUCCUAGGAAUUUCGCCCCCCGGGGGGCGAAAAUGUAGGGGGGGGGGGAAAAUCCUGGGACACCGGUUCCGGCCGGAACUAAUAAAAAUAGCAUGGCCGGAACCGAAACUCUGUCGUUUUUAGCGAGAUUGUCGUUUUUAGAAUAUCAAGUUUAUUUAUUGAAUAAUGUCCAAUAUUUAUUGGACUACACAAGGAAAAUGUACACUAUUAACACUUCAUUAUGACGUUUAACGUUUGUCAAUCUUUUUCUAACAAUUGCGAGCUCUGUCCUUGAUGACUUGAAGUGUCUGCCUGUCUGGCAGCAGACAAAGUAACAUAUGACUAUAUAUGGCUUAAUAAAUUGGUUCCGGCCGGAACCUUUUUCCAGUUCCGGCCGGAACUUUAAAAAUUGGUUCCGGUGCAACCCUAUCUAAAACAGUGUUAUCCAUGGAGUAAGAAGUAUGGUAUGUCGUGUGGCCUAAUGAGUUAACAUUUACAAAUUUUAUCUCGUAGGCCCUUCUUCAAAAUCCUGAUAUUUUGAAGGAAGUUGAUAAUCCUCAUUGUUCUGGUGAUGGUGUUUCUUUGUGA
Molecule: messenger RNA, 5745 nt
Organism: Paramuricea clavata
Lineage: Eukaryota; Metazoa; Cnidaria; Anthozoa; Malacalcyonacea; Plexauridae
Source: the annotation of a GenBank genome assembly